GUCUGAGUUUAUUUUUGUAAGAUUACAACAAUAAUGAAAUGAUACAGACCUGAAUUUCAAUUGUAAGAAGCAAAUUUUCUUUUCGAUUACCUAAGCAAAAUAACAAAUUGCUUUCUCUUUAAAGUAAAAAUAAUGAAAAAUGUAAAGAAUAUAUUAGGGAUAUUUAGAAUAUGAAUAUUCUGACUUCUAGAAGAAAGUAUAUUGGAUAGCUCAUAUUUAAUACAGAAAUGAUUACUUAUUUGGCAAAACAAAAAUGAGUAUUUAGAACAAAUAGAAAGCAAGCAAAAAUUAUUUAAUUAAAAUGCUUCAAUCUAAUAGUCCAAAGCUUGUUCUAGACCAGAGUAGCAUCUUAUAUAAUUUUUUUUUAAUUGUAAUUUCACCCAAAAAAAUUAUUUUUUAUUACUCAAAUUAGCGAUAUGGAACAGAUUUAAUUUCAAGGUAAUAUAUUCUUAAAAAUGAUUAUUUUCUAAAUUGGUUUGUCAAAAUUAAAGUAUUUUCUAAAGAAAAAGAAAAAAAUCUUACAAAGAACGACAAAAGGUGUUAGCGUCUGCCAUCAAGAGCAACUGUUUGUAAUUCAGUUGGAAGUUCGUUGGGUUUGGUGCUUGGAGAGCGAGAGCUUGAGAGCACAACAACAAUGGCUGCUACCCAGCUUUUUGGUCCUCUGGUCUCGGCCACACCGAGUUCCACAUCUCCAACUCUCCAAAACGAAACCAAAACAAUCCCCACGGAUUCUUCUCCAAUUGGGUUACUCGAAAAAUGCAAGACCAUGGACGAACUCAAGCAAUUACACUGCAGCAUCACAAAGAAAGGUCUCAAUUACAGACUCUCUGCUGUAACCAAGCUUAUCGCUAACUGUUCCGCAAUGGGUUCUGUCGAAAGCUUGGAUUAUGCGCGAAAGGUUUUCGAGCUUUUUAGGGAAGACGAGGAGACCGGUGGCACCUUGUUCAUGUACAAUUCUCUGAUCAGGGGCUACUCUGCUGCAGGGCUUGGUGACGAGGCUGUUUUGCUUUAUGUUCAAAUGGUGGUGAAUGGAAUUCUGCCUGAUAAGUACACGUUUCCGUUUGUGCUGAGUGGGUGUGUGAAGGUUGAGGCAUUUCGUGAGGGGGCCCAGCUCCAUGGGACAAUUGUGAAGAUGGGUUUGGAGGAAGAUGUGUUUAUUGGGAAUUCCUUGGUACAUUACUAUUCUGAAUCUGGGGAUUUGGACAAAGGGAGGAGGGUGUUCGAUGGAAUGCCUGAGAGGAAUGUGGUGUCUUGGACUAGUUUGAUUUAUGGUUAUGCUAGAAGGGAGCUACCGAAGGAAGCUAUCUCUUUGUUUUUUGAGAUGGUGGCAUCGGGGAUUAGGCCGAACUCGGUUACGAUGGUGUGUGUGAUUGGUGCUUGUGCAAAGUUGAAGGAUCUUGAAUUGGGUGAGAGGAUAUGCAAUUAUAUUGGUGAUUCGGGAGUGAAGCUUAAUGCUCUCAUGGUGAAUGCUCUGGUUGAUAUGUACAUGAAAUGUGGAGCAACUGAGUCUGCAAAACGGCUUUUUGAUAAAUGUGUGGAUAAAAAUUUGGUCCUUUACAAUACGAUUUUGUCAAACUAUGUGCGUCAGGGUCUGGCUAUGGAAGCCCUCGCAAUUUUGUUUGAAAUGCUGCGACAGGGUCCAAAACCUGACAGGGUUACAAUGUUGUCUGCAAUCUCAGCGUGUUCACAAUUAGGUGAUAUUCUCUCUGGGAAGCGUUGCCACAAUUAUGCUUUAAGAAAUGGACUGGAGUGUUGGGAUAGUAUUUGUAAUGCCCUAAUUGACAUGUACAUGAAGUGUGGCAAACCAGAGACGGCCUGCAAAGUUUUUAAUCUUAUGCCAAAAAAAACAGUAGUGUCAUGGAACUCGUUGAUUGCAGGUUUUAUUAGAAAUGGUGAUCUGGAGUCAGCUAGGAGAAAUUUCAAUGAAAUGCCAGAGAGUGAUCUUGUCUCUUGGAACACCAUGAUUGGUGCUCUGGUACACGAGAGUAUGUUUGAGGAAGCAAUUGAACUCUUUCGAGUGAUGCAGAAUGAGGGAAUAAAACCAGAUAGGGUAACCAUGGUAGAGGUAGCAUCUGCUUGUGGGUGUCUAGGAGCUCUUGAUCUCGCUAAAUGGAUUCAUACUUACAUUGAAAAACACAAAAUUGAUUGUGAUAUUCGGCUAGGGACGGCAUUAGUUGACAUGUUUGCAAGGUGUGGUGAUCUGCAAAGUGCAAUGCGAGUCUUCAGUAACAUGUCAAAAAGGGAUGUCUCUGCUUGGACUUCAGCCAUUGGAGCAAUGGCAAUGCAGGGAAAUGGGGAACGGGCUAUAGAACUCUUUGAAGAGAUGCUUGGACAAGGGGUGAAACCAGAUGAAGUGGUCUUUGUGACACUAUUGACAGCAUGCAGUCAUGGAGGAUUUGUGGAACAAGGAAAGAAUCUAUUCAGGUCAAUGGAGGAAGUACAUAGAAUCUCCCCACAAAUUGUCCAUUAUGGAUGCAUGGUUGAUCUUCUAGGCCGAGCUGGGCUGUUGAGAGAAGCUAGAGAUUUGAUAAAGAGCAUGCCAAUGGAGCCCAAUGAUGUGAUUUGGGGGUCUCUCUUGGCUGCUUGUCGAACCCACAAAAAUGUCGAAAUGGCAGCCUAUGCAGCUGAAAGGAUAAAUGAGUUGGCUUCUGAGAGAACUGGCAUUCAUGUUCUUCUGUCAAACAUAUAUGCCUCGGCAGGGAAAUGGAAUGAUGUAUCAAAAGUGAGGUUGUCUUUAAAGGAGAAAGGGAUCUGCAAGGUUCCUGGAUCAAGCUCAAUAGAGAUUGAUGGAAUGAUUCAUGAGUUUACCUCCGGUGAUGACAGACACCCUCAAAAUAGUCACAUUGAAGUAAUGCUACAAGAGAUAAACUCUAGACUCAGAGAUGCUGGCCAUGUUCCCGAUUUAGCAAAUGUUCUGCUUGAUGUUGAUGAGCAGGAGAAAGAGUACUUGCUCAGCAGACACAGUGAGAAACUGGCAAUAUCUUUUGGGCUUAUCAGCACAUCUCAUGGAAUUACAAUUCGGGUUGUCAAGAAUCUUCGGAUGUGCUCUGAUUGUCACUCAUUUGCUAAGUUAGUUUCAAAAAUAUAUGACCGGGAAAUUGUUGUUCGAGACAAUAAUAGGUUCCACUUUUUCCGACAAGGGUUAUGCUCUUGUAGUGAUUACUGGUAAUAGUAUUCUUUUAGGAAGAAACAGAAUUCAUUUGUCAUACUAACUCACUCCGCUGUUAAUUGACAGGGAAAAAGUAAGCAGAACUGUUUGAUUUUUUAAGCAAGCAGGUUAUGGAUAGUAUUUCAGCACUAUUUCUUUGUUGUAUUCAAUACCUAGAAUAAAGAAAGAGGAAAAUAGCCUUGUGCACAGAAAGACGACCAGUUUCAAUACAAAUUCUAGUGAUCACUUCCCUCU
Ziziphus jujuba (common jujube) is the source of this 3403-nucleotide messenger RNA. RefSeq names its product pentatricopeptide repeat-containing protein At3g22690. The record is from RefSeq and is a predicted model, not a curated record. Gene Ontology annotation, biological process: RNA modification. Gene Ontology annotation, molecular function: RNA binding; zinc ion binding; protein binding. Lineage: Eukaryota; Viridiplantae; Streptophyta; Magnoliopsida; Rosales; Rhamnaceae. The transcript has a single exon. The coding region runs from base 635 to 3169 and encodes 844 amino acids.